Molecule: messenger RNA, 357 nt
Organism: Chenopodium quinoa (quinoa)
Lineage: Eukaryota; Viridiplantae; Streptophyta; Magnoliopsida; Caryophyllales; Amaranthaceae
Exons: 1
Coding region: 1-357 (118 amino acids)
Source: RefSeq, a predicted model, not a curated record
AUGGCAGAUUAUUGCAAGGAAGUCAAGCUCCUUGCCGAUCAAUUAAGCAACGUCGACAAUCCGAUUUCCGAAAGGAAGAUGGUUUUACAACUAAUUUCGGGACUGCCUAAGGGUGAGUACGACACAGUGGUUGCAUUGAUCACUCAAACCGAUCCUACACCGAGUUUUAGUGAGGCUCGUUCGAUGUUUUUGUUGGAGGAAAACCGUAAAAACAAACAAGAAGAACACGGACCUCACGCUCUCAUCGCACAGCAAGCACCUGUCGCCGCCACUUCACUGCCACCAUCACAACCACCUACUCAGUCCGACCAGCAACGUGGUGGUGGUGGUCGUGGUAGGCGAGGUUGUAGGGAAUAA